Messenger RNA from Pungitius pungitius (ninespine stickleback), 3735 nucleotides. It is a transcript of the gene gsap, whose product is annotated as gamma-secretase activating protein. Gene Ontology annotation, cellular component: trans-Golgi network. The coding region runs from base 872 to 3514 and encodes 880 amino acids. The record is from RefSeq and is a predicted model, not a curated record. The transcript is spliced from 32 exons. Gene Ontology annotation, biological process: positive regulation of amyloid-beta formation. Lineage: Eukaryota; Metazoa; Chordata; Actinopteri; Perciformes; Gasterosteidae.
CAAGAAUCUAAUAAAUAAAGUAAACGCAGUUUGUGGCCUGCUAGGUCACAUUUGGAUAUAAAGGACUUCUCCGGUAGCAGGUGUAAAGCAUAUUCAGUCUGUUUCGAGCACUGUGAGAAAGUAAAGCGAGAAUUUGAGUGUUUCCUUCAAUUUCCAGUCAGAAGUGUCGCAUGAGCCUUUCUGAUGUGCAGUUUUCAAACUCAACAGAAGAGAGCAGUGUUGGUCAUCAUUUACUGUGCAGUAUCAGAGUUUAAAUGUAAUUGUCGAGGUAAAAAUACACUACUUUGUAUAUAUUUACUAAGAUAUAAAUCGACACAUCAUUGGAUAGAAUUGCUGGCUGGACGAGCUUUUCACUCCUCUCACUUCCCGUACUUUUAUUGCAAAGUUAGAACUGCAGGGCCUCCAGUGAAUGACACCUAGCAGAAGCUAUAACACCCGCAUGCCUGAUACCAACCACCGUGACACCGAGUCCGUCACUUAUUUAGCGGGGCGGUGAGAGAUGCCGCCCCGCUGGACCGACGGCCACUCUCCCGACCGUCUAGUUCUCGUAGAAAGGAGGGACUAACUGCGGAAACAACGUAACAUUUCCGCAUGUCGACUUACAACAGAGAGGGGGAAAAGCGAGUAACUCACGCCAGUGCGCGGCUCGUGCGCUGCGCUUCGCUCGGUUGCGCAUGUGCCCCAAAACAUGUAGUUUCGGUCACAUGAUGCCCGAUCGGACGCCGUGUGCCAGCUGCGCCCGGUGCCCGCCUCUUCGCGAGGAAACAAACUCGGUCGCUCCGGAGAGUGUUUUUUAUUUAUUUUUUUAAAUGUUUUACUAAAGCAGGGAUUUUGAGCUGAAGGCUCAAGGAGCAGACGGGAGGUUGAAAACAUGUUGAAACUAAAGCCAACGUUUGACCUGCAAAGGGACGUGGUGUCGGACAUCUUCAGGAAGGAGGCGUCGGUGUGCAGGGUGCAAGAAUAUUCUGGAGCAGUGGACACUUGUAUCCUAAACAUUGAGAGAGAUGGGGGCAUCCUUUACUCGUGGAAGGGAGCGGCAGGUACCACCAGGAUUGGGAGAUAUGACCGCAAGACCAAACAGAACAAGCUCCUGUACACAUUCGACAAGCAGGUGUGUGUCAGCAGCUGUUCCCUGAACAAGGAGGAGACGCUGUUAGCGGUCAGCUUGGCACAAAACACCAGCGGAGAUGAGCGCCUCCAACCAAUGUCCAAGUGUCUGACUCUCCUGAUUGAGAUUCAUCCCAUCAACAACACUCAAGUCCUGAAGGCAGUAGACUGCAGGGUCAAAGUGCAGUUCCUCAGUUCAGAAAUGGACGGGAGAUCAGUGCUGGAGAGCCACCUGCUGCUGCUGACUGAGGACGGAUAUGUGGAUCUCUAUCACGUUCUUCUGACUAAACAGGAGGGGUAUAGAGUGGUGAUGGCAAAUCCAGAGCGGUUGUCCAAGACGACGGAGAGGAUAGUGGAGGACUUCUGCUGGGCCCAGUGGGACGGACACACACAGAGGCUCUACUACGUCGCUCGUCAUUUGACACACACACAGGCAUGCGCAACUGCACUUGACAAGUUCCUGAUGCGAUGUGUUCAGUUCUACCCCAACCAUAACUGUGAAACUGUGUUGGAACUCCCAUUAGAGCUGCCUGCAACUUUUUUUCCUACAGUCAAGUUUGUAAAUUUGGGUUUUGACCAUUAUCACACGGAGAGACCAGAGCAGAGGCCAGUUAGUAUGAAAGUGUUUACAAACCGAAUAGGAAGUAUGUGUGUGUGCUACUGCCAACCUCUGAAAGACAAACAGGAACUGAUCUACACUGUGGUUUUAGUCCACAAAGACUGCAGCAAGACGUUCAGAGUGUCUCUGGGGGGCGGCCAGCCGUCACACCGAGCCGCACAGCUCCAUCCGCUCUUCAUCCCGAUAGGUUACCACAUCCUGGUGUAUCUGCAGGGCCAUUUCCUCCAUUGCAUCAACACCAGGCAGCAGGAGAUGCUCUGCCACUCCCUUUUCCUCUCAGGUGUCGACGUGGAUAUGGGUCUGCAGUGUCAGUCAGCCAACAUCACGGUGUUGCACGCGGAGGAGGAGUCCAGCGGCAGUCUGCUGGACUCGGGCAACGGGAGGAUCUACGCUGCUGAGCUAAGCCCUUCCUUCCUGCUGCGGAUGCUGCGGUCAGACACUCCCUCCAGUUGCCCCAGCAGUAAGGCUGACCCUCAGCGCCUGGCCGCCCUCCACUGCCUGCUGGUUUACAUGGGAAAUGACCCAAGCCUGGAGCUGAAGAUCAUCGAAUGGCUGUGCGACAACAUGAGCGCCUUCGAAUCCUUUGAUCAGAUCCAGGAGUUCAUUCUAGCCUCUUUGUACAGAAUAAGCUAUGAGAAAUCCCUCAGCCUGGACAAAGUCCUGCCUUACUCCUCCGUCCUUGACAAGAAGGAGAUACCUGCGUGUCUGUUGGAGGUCCCUGGUGUGUUGUGCACCACUGAGCUGCAUAUUGAACCUGUGUUCAAAGGCAAGGCCAGAAGUCUCCAGGGUUUCUGGUCAGAGCUGCAGUGGAACACUGAGAGAACAAAAUAUCUGGAUGCCGUUCCCAACCCCAGAUACCGAACCUCAACCAUACAAGCUGACUGGGAGAGACUGAAGUCCGAGAGGAGACCCUCCAGUCUCAGGAAUAACAUGGAAGAGAACACAAAGAAAGUUCUAUCAAUGGUGGACACCUGGUGUCUUGAUAGGAAGCUGGUGCCACUUUUCCAGGAGGAGGACCAUCAACAGAGGGCGCUCAUAGGCCUGAUGGUUGACAAGCUCCGAGAGCAUCUCAACAGACACCUGCCUCGCAUCGGGAAGAAGAAGAUCGACGAGCUGGUUGUCAACUAUGUUGCCAAACUGCUGGAGCUCAUCAGACACAUGCUGGAGUCAGUCUGGCUGAAGCACAAACUCGGCCCUCGUGUUUUGUGCCUCAAGCAGCGGGGCAGUCCAGCCGAGUGGUCGGUGCUUCACUUCAUGUUUCGGAUCCUGGAAGCCACGAGGGGUCUCUGCCUACCCCUCCCUCCAGGGUAUCACACCCUGUUAGCCGUGUUCGCUGUGCGUUGCCUCCCUCAUCACACCUUCCUGCAGUACAUUGAUCACGGCUUCCUGCAGCUCACUGAGACCUUUGUGUCUCGCCUCAUGACAGACUUGGACAACAGUGAUGCCAACGAGAGACUGAAGUUCAGCAUACUCAAGAGACUCCCGGAGCCCAUGGAGCAGAGGAUCUACCACAUGUGGGACCAUCCUGUCAGCUCUGCCUCCAUCUCCAGAGAUUAUACCAGGACGCUGCUGGAGAAACACGACAACAAGGGAUGUGCGUUCCCCAGCAGAGACAAGCCCGGCUUCACACCCGAGUUUCUGCCCCUCACCUACUUGGCAAAAAUACUCUCUGAUAUCGAGAAACAAGCUCCGAACCCUUUCGAGGAGCAGGAGAACGUGGACGCCAAGUUCGUGGAGGAGACGGCUCUGAAGCAGACACUAAUGCUGCUGGGCUUUGGAGAAAAAUGAGGCGUGUGAAGGAUGGACGGAUGGAUUGAGGGAGGAAAAAAAAAAAACACAUGAGGGGGGAAAAUGUGUUCCCGGGGAACCAGUCAUCAUUGUCUGUGCCUGGAGGAUGAAUAACGGAUGGAUGGAUGGAUGGAUGAUGGAGGGACGGAGGGCGAGAGGUGAAAGAUGAAUGGAGCGAUUGAAAGGCAGAGCGCUCAUAAACAAGCUCUCAGUGCAACGGG